This is a messenger RNA of Miscanthus lutarioriparius, 552 nucleotides long. The record is from the annotation of a GenBank genome assembly. NCBI's taxonomy places the organism in Eukaryota, Viridiplantae, Streptophyta, Magnoliopsida, Poales, Poaceae.
AUGGCGUCCACCACCCUCUCCUCCGCCUUCACCCUCCUCUCCCGCCCCUCCACGUCCCCUCCCCCCACCGCCUCGCUCCCGAGGUCCUCCCUCGCCGUGCCCCAUAGCCGCCGGGGACGCCGCGCCGUCGCCGUCGCGUCCACCGCCACCGAGUCCCCCAAGAUCUUGGAGCUUGGUGACGUCAUCGCCGGGCUCACUCUCGAGGAGGCCCGCAGCCUUGUUGACCACCUCCAGGAGCGGCUCGGCGUCACCGCUGCGGCCUUCGCACCGGCCGCCGUCGUCGCGGCGCCUGGGGCGGGCGGCGCGGGGGCCGCCGAGGAGGAGGCCCCCGUCGAGAAGACGGAGUUCGACGUAGUAAUUGAGGAGGUGCCCAGCAGCGCGCGUAUCGCCACUAUCAAGGUGGUGCGCGCGCUCACCAGCCUCGCGCUCAAGGAGGCCAAGGACCUUAUCGAGGGUCUCCCCAAGAAGCUUAAGGAGGCCGUCAGCAAGGACGAGGCCGAAGAUGCCAAGAAACAGCUCGAGGAGGUCGGCGCCAAGAUAUCUAUCGUGUGA